Molecule: messenger RNA, 1212 nt
Organism: Pterocles gutturalis (yellow-throated sandgrouse)
Lineage: Eukaryota; Metazoa; Chordata; Aves; Pterocliformes; Pteroclidae
Gene: ODAD2
Product: armadillo repeat containing 4
Exons: 7
Molecular function (GO): protein binding
Source: RefSeq, a predicted model, not a curated record
AAUCCAACAGCUACUGUAAUCGCAUUGUGUUCAAUGAGAGAUUUCAAUCUUGCUCAAGAAACUUGUCAGCUGGCCAUCAGAGACACUGGAUGUCUUGAAGUGUUUAUUAAUUUACUUGGUACGGAAGAAAUUAAAUGUCAGAUUGGUUCAUUAAAAAUCCUGAAGGAAAUUAGUCAAAAUACACUGAUCAGACAUGCAAUUGUAGAUCUUGGGGGCUUACAGAUCAUGGUGAAACUACUGGACUCUCCAGAUAAAGAUCUAAAGUGUGUGUCAGCUGAAACAAUUGCUAAUGUCGCUCGAUUUAAACGAGCACGGAGGACAGUAAGGCAGCAUGGAGGAAUCCAGAGAUUGGUUGGGCUGUUGGAAUGUGUUUCAGUGGGAUCAACCAGUCUAACACCAUGUCAAGCAAAAGAUACUGAAAUAGCACGCUGUGGGGCUUUGGCGCUCUGGAGCUGCAGCAAAAGCACCAAAAAUAAAGAAGCAAUCCGUAAAGCUGGUGGCAUUCCAUUAUUAGCUAGAUGGCUCAAAUGUUCAAAUGCAAACAUCUUAAUCCCAGUAGUGGGGACACUGCAAGAAUGUGCAUCAGAGCCAAGUUACAGACUUGCAAUAAGGACAGAAGGAAUGAUUGAGAACCUUGUGAGAAAUCUGAGUAGUGAACAUGAGGAGCUUCAGAUGCAUUGUGCAAGUGCCAUAUUUAAGUGUGGAGAAGAUAAAGAAACACGUGACCUGGUUAGACAGUAUGGGGGUCUACAACCACUGUCUGUUCUGCUUGAUAAAUCUGAAAACAAACAACUUUUAGCAGCUGUGACAGGAGCAAUCUGGAAAUGUGCGAUCAGUGGAGAAAAUGUGUCAAAAUUUCAGGAAUAUAAAGCUGUAGAAGCCUUGGUAGAACUGCUCACUGACCAGCCUGAGGAAGUUCUUGUAAAUAUUGUCGGAGCACUAGCAGAAUGUUGCCAAGAGCCAGUAAAUCGAAGUAUUAUCCGUAGAUGUGGUGGAAUACCACCUCUGGUGAAGUUACUUACUGGAACCAAUCAGGCACUACUUGUGAAUGUCACCAAAGCAGUGGGAGCUUGUGCAACAGAACCUGAAACUAUGAUGAUAAUUGACCAUUUAGAUGGAGUUCGUUUGUUAUGGUCGUUGAUGAAAAAUCCUAAUCCAGAUGUUCAAGCAAGUGCAGCUUGGGCUGUUUGUCCUUGCAUUGAAAAUGCUAAG